GAUUAAAUUUCAGUCUCUGAGUAUUACUAGUACGAAAUACUCCUCCAUGUUUGCGGUUGGUAACAUUAAGUCGUGUGGUGUAGUGUAUAUGAACGAGUUUUCUGUAUGAAAUAAUUUAAAUCAAGGAUCUGAUUAUAAGUAACCACGCUGGCUGGAGGAAAUUACACUAUGAAUAAGGCGAGUGAUAGCCCAGAAACAAACGGCAAGUUACCGUCGAGAAAUUCUUCAGAAAGUGAUUCCACCCCUGAAAGAGCGUCAUGGGGUAGACCUUUAGAGUUUAUCCUAGCCUGCCUAGGCUAUGCAGUUGGUAUAGGAAAUAUAUGGAGAUUCCCAUAUCUGGCAUACAGAAAUGGCGGAGGUGCAUUUCUCAUCCCUUUCUUCAUUAUGCUGCUAUUUAUUGGGAUGCCAUUAUUCUACUUGGAGUUAUACGUCGGCCAAUACACCGGGUUGGGACCGCUAAAAGCAUUCAGUGCCAUAUCUCCUUUCUUCAGUGGUCUCGGCUACUGUACUCUCGUCGUGAUCACCAUCAUAUGUAUAUACUACAUGAUCAUUGUUGCGUGGACUCUAUUUUAUACGUGCGUUUCGAUAGCCGGAAGGUUAGACUGGGGAUCGUGUGAUAAUGAAUAUAACACUGAUUUCUGCUACAGCGGCACCUAUGACAAAGACUGCAGAAGCAGGAACUACACAGGCGUAGAAACUCAGACUUUCUUUAUGAGACAGUGUGUUAGCAUCGGAGAGAUCUGCACUAUCACCGGGUUUCAGCCUGGGAAUGAAACACAUUGUCUGGACGGCGGGCAACCUAUACUCUGGUAUACUAACGUAACUAGGGUAUUGGCAUCUGAAGAGUAUUAUAAUGAGAGAGUGCUGGGCAGAGGCGACGCCACUUGGGAGAGCUGGGGAAGCAUACAAUGGCACAUAGUCGGCACACUCUUUGCUUCUUGGGUGAUCGCGUUCUUUUGCGUUAUCAAGGGUGUCCAAUCGGCCGGAAAAGUGGUAUAUUUUACUGCUUUAUUCCCGUACGUGAUGUUGACUGCGCUAUUAAUUCGGGGAGUGACGUUAGAUGGCGCUUCGGAUGGCAUACUGUUUUACCUACAACCGGACUGGGGGACGCUGCUUGAAGCGAAAGUGUGGGGGGAUGCAGCUUCUCAGAUCUUCUACUCUUUCGGCGUCGGCUGCGGUUCCCUGGUGACCCUCGCUUCGUACAACAACUUCUACAACAACUGCCAUUUUGACGCGGUCUUCGUCAGUUUCGCCAACUUCUUGACCUCAAUCUACGCUGGGUUUGCCGUGUUCUCAGUGCUUGGCUUCCAGGCUCAGCAAAUGGGGGUCAGUGUUGAUGACGUCGCCGAACAAGGUCCAGGGCUAGCCUUCGUCGCGUACCCAGAAGCCUUGCUCCAGAUGCCCAUACCUCAGUUCUGGUGCAUCAUGUUCUUCCUCAUGCUGUUCAUCCUGGGUCUCGGGAGCCAGUUCGCUGGAAUCGAAGCUAUUAACACGGCCAUAGUUGACCAGUGGCCUCAUCUGAGAAAGAAUUAUUGGAGGGUGACCGCAUUCACAUGUACAGCGUGCUUCGUCCUGGGGAUCCCUAUGUGUUUCAGCGGCGGCGUGUACUUGUUUACUCUGCUCGAUUGGAACACCGCCUCCUGGGCUAUACUGUUAAUUGGCAUGGCCGAGUGCAGUGCAGUCUCCUGGAGCUACGGCAUCAACCGGGCGAUGAAGGAUCUCGGCACUAUGGGCAUGAAGCUGAAUAAAGUUGUUAGUUUCUACUGGAAGGCUGUCUGGACCGUCAUAUGUCCUAUAGGAAGUAUUGGUAUCCUGAUCUUCAUCUUCACAGACUGGACGCCACCCUCGUACGAAGACUAUGUGUUCCCGCUAUUCGCAGAUCUGCUUGGCUGGGCUGUAGGCCUGUCCACUCUCAUUUUGUUCCCAGUUGGAUUGUGUUGGGCAUUGUAUCAGGGAUAUCGCGGAAAAAGUCUAUUUACACCGACGCAAGCAUGGCGACCUGCUGUGAAGACCCUCAAUGCGCCAAGAUCUGAUUCCGUCAUGACAAUGGAAUCAGCCCAGUCAGAAGGGCCAUACGAUAACGUCGGCUAUAUUAUGUGAUAGUCAUUAUAUAGGUUUGAUUUUACAUCAAACUUCAUAUAUACUGGUGAAUAAUUUCAGCAUUAAAUGAAAUUUUAGUCCAAAAGCCGACGAUUCAAAGAUUUACCCUUCAAAUCACAGACAAAUAAUGUUUUUAAAUCUGUGGAUUUACCUCAUUUCACAAAGGCUGGUUAAUUGUAUUGUAUACAUUUGUCUUAUAAAAAAGUGGACAAGACCAAGGCAUUAGGCAUCAUUUAUUAUUAUAGGUUAUUUAUUAAUUAAAAAAAAAAUCUACGGUCUCAACCACCACGACUUACACAUUCAAAUAACACAAAAAUAGUCAACGUCAAAGUAAAA
This is a messenger RNA of Amyelois transitella, 2436 nucleotides long. Its product is annotated as sodium- and chloride-dependent glycine transporter 1. Gene Ontology annotation, cellular component: membrane. Gene Ontology annotation, molecular function: glycine transmembrane transporter activity. Gene Ontology annotation, biological process: sodium ion transmembrane transport. Lineage: Eukaryota; Metazoa; Arthropoda; Insecta; Lepidoptera; Pyralidae. The record is from RefSeq and is a predicted model, not a curated record. The transcript is spliced from 12 exons. The coding region runs from base 169 to 2100 and encodes 643 amino acids.